This is a messenger RNA of Scleropages formosus (Asian bonytongue), 2285 nucleotides long. RefSeq names its product DnaJ heat shock protein family (Hsp40) member B6a (gene dnajb6a). The transcript is spliced from 10 exons. Lineage: Eukaryota; Metazoa; Chordata; Actinopteri; Osteoglossiformes; Osteoglossidae. The record is from RefSeq and is a predicted model, not a curated record. Gene Ontology annotation, molecular function: Hsp70 protein binding. The coding region runs from base 166 to 1158 and encodes 330 amino acids.
GAAGCGAACCUGUGCCGUUCAUGAAGCCAUCCGAGAGAGGGUCUUUUAUGCGGAACGUAGCUGGACGGUGGGUUUAAACGGACGAAAAAACGAGGAAUUGAAUCGGAGGAGGAGCGUCUGGAAAAAAAGAUUGACGACGAAGACUUGACUGCAGCCAGCAUCAAUAUGGUGGAUUAUUACCAGGUCUUGGGAGUACAGAGGAAUGCAUCCCAAGAAGACAUCAAAAAAGCGUACAGAAAACUGGCACUCAGGUGGCACCCGGAUAAGAAUCCAGAGAACAAGGAGGAAGCGGAGAGAAAAUUCAAAGAGCUGUCGGAAGCCUAUGAAGUUCUGUCUGAUGCCAACAAGCGCAGUAUAUAUGACCGGUUUGGGAAGGAGGGUCUAACUGGUGGUGGAGGAGGAGGACGUUACCACAACGGCGACCACUUUGGCGGAGGGUUCACCUUCCGCAAUCCAGAGGAUGUCUUCAGGGAGUUCUUUGGCGGGCGAGAUCCCUUUGCUGAUUUCUUCGGCCUGGAUGAUCCAUUUGAUGAUUUCUUUGGUGGUGGUCGAAGGCACCAGCGCAGCGUACACAGGAGCAGUCCGGCUGGGUCCUUUUUCUCUCCCUUUGGGGGGUUUCCAUCUUUCGGAGCUGGAUUUUCAGGGUUUGACCCAGGGUUCACCUCAUUUGGACACCUUGGCCAGAUGGGAGGUGGGAACUUUGCCUCAUUUUCCUCGACUUCAUUUGGCGGCGGUGGGAUGGGAAGCUUCCGCUCAGUUUCCACCUCCACUAAGUAUGUCAACGGCAGGAAAAUCACCACUAAGAGGACGAUAGAGAACGGACAGGAACGAGUCGAGGUGGAGGAAGACGGACAGUUAAAAUCUCUAACUAUCAAUGGUGUGGCCAGUCAGGCGUGUCUGGAGGAGGAGCAGCAGCGACGGCGCUCCAUCCACAGGCCGCUCCCCAGCACCGGACAGGCCGCAAUCCCACGAUGCCCAGGAAGAGUCUCGCAGAGCAGCCGCCAGGAGGAGCGGCUGCCGGACAGCAACCCGCAGGGUCCAGGGCGGGCUACAGCAGGACACCCUGACAUCAAGUGGAGGAAAGCAGAGAGGAAGGGGGACGAGGGAAGGAAGAAACGUCCAAGACUCAUUCACCAAGCCGGAACGGACCCUCAGUGAUUUUCGACUUCCCCCACAAACCCUUUUACAUGUUUGGGUUGCACUCAUGACAGUCUGCCAAUAACCACAUGACAAAACAAGCAAAUAUCAUAAUCAGUGAAAGCAUUAACAAUGUAAACAGCUGCACAUGGACCAUUGGCUUCAACCUUUCAGGAUGGUACUUGUACCUUGCAGGGACCACUUUUACCCUCAUUUCUUAUGAAUUAUUCUGUUUGUCUGUACUGUUUAUUAUUAUUUGGUCCAGACCUUUAAACGAAUUGUGUUAUAGAUCAAGGAAAGAUUCAUGUAAUUAUUUGUCAUGAUGUUUAUCUUUGGCCCAGAAUAUGAGACUAGUCUAUCUUUCAAGGGCAUGAUAUUUCUGUUCUCAUUCACUGCCCCACGAGGUCAUGUGGAGACAGGUGGGAAUGGCACCACUAGGUGAGGGGGUCGAUGGACGCUUAAGGACAGACGGGACAGGCUGGAUCUCUGUAUGACUCAUAAGGUGUAACAAAGCUGUUCUUCACUGUGUCGAUAACUCAGCCUGAAAGCAGUUCGCAUUCUGGGGGGAUGGAAAAUCGAACACCCAGAAUGAGACCCCCAUUUUUUGCCCCAGUGCAAAGGUUUGUUCUAGAUGGUCUGGCUUUCCCAUGGCAGCCACAGCUCUCCUUGAGGAGGACAGAUCGCACACCACUUCAUCAUGCUCUUCUGCAGGACCAGGUUGGAUGAAGCCAAAGCACUGAUGAGGAAAUUCCAUUAGGAGCAAAACAUCACUUUGAUGGCACCGACGAGACCUAUUCUGACCCUCUGCGUAUCUUUGUUAUGUUGACAUUCAGUGUUCUGCCUUUCCUCUUUCAUCCCAACCUAUAUCACAGAUGGCUUUCACUUGUCUUGUUUCAUGAGAGAAUUUUGUGCAUGCAGUGUUUCUUGAGCAGGUGAUGCAGGGGUUAUAGCUCUGGCCUUGCAGUCUGCAAAUGAUGGAUUCAAAUCCCCACCCAAGUAGUAGUACCCUUGAUCAAGGUACUCACCGUAAACUGAUACCCAGCUCCACAAAUGAGUAAAAUGCCGUGUGUAGCGCAAUGUUGUAAGUUGACUUAGAAAAGAGUGAGACCUAAAUAAACAAUAACUGAGCCUUCACCUAAAUGAAUCAA